AAAUUGUCUAUGUACUUACUAAACCAGUGUGAACUUUGGUGAAGAUUUUACUGAAUUAUCAUCUAAUUCUCCAUCAAUCACUUCCAGCAUCUGGUGAAACAAGGACAAAUAACGCAACCUGCUUAAAGUUAUGAACCCAAAUUUUACGUAAAGGAAAACUCCUGCACGUCGUUACCAUGAAGAACAAAGUUUUAGAAAGUUAAAGUGCUGCAAGUACCCAGGGAGUGGCUGGAGGAGGGCUCUCUUUGUGACUAUGUGACUGUUAUAUUCAUUUCGUUGAGGAUGGCGCAGUUUACAUUUAUUUUUCAAGCAACACUAAGUAUGAUAUUGUUGCCAGGAUGGGAUAAAACGGGUGUCAUUGGAGGACAAAUUCGUCAAGACGGGGCUGAGAAGAGUGCCAGUGAACCGAGACUCUCUGCACCAAGACCAAAUGGCAGUGGCAGGCUACAACAACAGACGAGCUCAGAUACCCAGCUGGUGACACAAGUGUUAGCAGCCCUUGACAACACCAUUGGAUAUUAUGAAAAGAAUUACCCCCUUCUUAAUUUUGAUGGCAUAUUUGGUGCUAAAGUUGUAGAAGGUCAGCUGAAUCUUGUGGUUGCUGAGUACAAUAAAGGUUUCCUUACUGGCAUUAUGGACGACAUUAUGAAGAAUGACAUCUCACGAAUGGCAGCUAAGGCAGGACGUGUUGUGAAACUGGCUACUCCACAUCUACAUGAAAAAGAUCCAGAAUACAUGAAACGGUUGUGGAAGAUGUUUCAGCUGUCAUGGGAUAUUGGACAUUCUCAUCGCACUGUUGACAUGUCUCUACUUUGGUCAAGCAAUGUACGACAUCUUGGCCAAACUGAAACAUUUAAUGAACUGGAGAGUGAUCAUUGCAUGGCUGAACUAUUAGAACCAGCUAAUGGGGUGAUGUGCUGGAUGACAGAGAGUUGCCAAAGAAUGAUGACCAAACCUGGGAGACAGAAAUAUACCUUAAACCAUCAAAUACUUUACACAAUGGUUGCAGAAAUGAGUGGAUGUGGAAGUCGUUUAGAGCAGUGGUUGGUAAAACACAAACGAAGUGAAAGUGUGGAACAACUCCAAGGAGAACUGUGCUCCAAUCUCUACUCUGAGGCUCAUUCACUAGCUGCUGCCAUGUUAAAUGACAAUAAUCUUAAGUUCAGGGACCUUUUGCUGGAAAUGGAAUUUGUUUGUGGCAUGUUGGGCUAUGUGGAAUUUUUAAAACGAGACUGGCUAAUGGCUAUAUUUGAGUGGCAAAGUGAAUCUGGUUGCUUCACUGCCACGAAACCUCAUCUUACUGUCGGCCGAAAGUUGCUGAUAGAGGAAAUGCUCUCAGAUGGAUGUCUCUCACAUCUGACAGCAGUUGCAGCAGCAGCGUUGUCGGUUCAUCUACAUUAUUUGCUGUAUCCUGGACAGGGGACAGCAAAAAUCAAGGCAGUUGGUGCAAACAUUUCUCCACCCUCCUUGGUGAUGCAGCCUCCAGUUGGGUCUUUCCCACUGGAUACUGGGCCUGGUGUCUUCCUGAAUCAGGUUUUAUAUAGGGAAGAUGUUCCUGUAGGAUUAAAUAGGGUGGCUGAACAAGACAAGUCAUUGGAAGAUAAAGCUGAUGUUGUCUUAAAACAUUUAGAAACCGUGAAGAAGAAAGAGUCCGUAACACAAUCUGUGAUAACACAACUGUCCAGCAGACCAGGAGAUGUAACCAGGCACAGUAAGUUGGCCAUUCCUGAGCAAGCUGUUCCACUGGCUCAACACUUAUCAUCUACUGCAUCAGGAACAACUGUCCAUUCCUCAAUGGGUCCAUUCUAUUUUGUGAUAGCGAGUAUAGCAAUGGUUAUGCUAGUAAUGCUUAGAUAUGUUCAUGCCAAAAGAAGAGCUCAUUCCAUGUUUAGAAACAGAUUCAGACUUUAAAUAUUAGAAAGUUUUUUAGCGGAUUUGAUAAAGAAUGUUAUUUUGUAACAGACAAUUUUGAUACUUUUGCACAAAUAUUUACUUUAUUAGAUUUCUGAAUAUUUAAAACAGAGUAACAGUUUUGAAAGGGAAAUAUUAUUUGCAGGGUAUCUGUAAUUACUUAAUAACAGUUACUCGUUUUUGACCCAACCAAUAGCUAACACAUUGAUUCCUCAAAGGUCUUCCAAUCAUAACAUGUGUUCCUUACCAAUAUUAAGGUCUCAGAAGACAACCUUCCCCAGCCAUAUAACUUAUUUUGAUUUAUGUCCCCAAAAAUGUAUUUAUUUAUUUAAUUUUUUUGUCUUCUUGUGGUAAUUUUAAAGGUACAGGGGGUUCCCUGGUUAUGAACGGUUUCAAUUCCUGAGGAUGUUCUUACCGGUAAGUCGAAAAUGUACCUAAAUCGAAACACAUGCUAUGUGCAUACUGUAAUUACAGAACAAUGUUUAAAAUCCAACUACAGUAUAUCAUAGCCAAAGUCCUUAUACUAUACAUCUAAGAUCACUUAUUUUAAGAGAAAAGAAGAAAUAAAAUUACAAAAUACAGGUACAGUAAAUGAAAGAAAAAUAUAAGUCAUCAGGUAAAUAUACUGGAAAUUUAAAGUUUAACUCAUCGCUCAAUCUAGUAACAUACCUUCUCCCUUGCUUUAUGUUAAUUUCUCCAGUUUCUCUUUUCUUUGAAUAAUUUUUACAAUUAGUUAUUGAAUAAUUGUUCGUAAGUCAGACGUUUGUUAGUCGGGGACACAAACACAUCCCGACACAAACACACCAUGGUAUACUAACAGAUACUCAUGGUCAUUGACACUUGUUUAACUAUUGCAAGGUUUUCAAUGAAAAUGCAGCAUCUACUAAGUGAUAAUGCAUUCAUAUUCCAGAAAUUGUUAGAAAAGGGCUUUAUCUUUUUUCCUUUGUCGGUGAUAGUAGAGCAGGGUUUAGUAGACUGUAGCUGUGAUUUAUUUAUUUUUUUAAGUAACCCUUCUUACAUUUUCCUGUCAGUUCAGCUUUCCUUAUUAUGGUCAAUGACAGAUGACCGUCCACUAUUGUUUACCUCAGUGCCUGACUCAUCGCUCAAUCUAGUAACAUACCUUCUCCCUUGCUUUAUAUUAAUUUCUCCAGUUUCUCAUUUCUUUGAAUAAUUUUUACAAUUAUUUAUUGAGUAAUUGUUUAUACCUGCAUAUAUAUAUAUAU
Homarus americanus (American lobster) is the source of this 3134-nucleotide messenger RNA. RefSeq names its product UPF0764 protein C16orf89 homolog. The record is from RefSeq and is a predicted model, not a curated record. The coding region runs from base 283 to 1911 and encodes 542 amino acids. Lineage: Eukaryota; Metazoa; Arthropoda; Malacostraca; Decapoda; Nephropidae. The transcript is spliced from 8 exons. Gene Ontology annotation, cellular component: membrane; cytosol.